GUCCCAGCUCAGUUGAUCGGGCAGCUCCAAAGACUUCGGUUCUAUAUACUAUCUUGAAAUACUGCUGUGCGGUUUUUGAAUUGCAUUUCAAAACAAAUAUUUUUCGGACAAAAGUACUUCUAAUAAUGGCUGCCAACAAAUUGUGCUGCACCUUGGCCAUUUCGGCUCUAUUGUGUCUGGGAUUCGCUGCUCUUAUUCAAGCCAACGAUAAGCCGGUGACUGAUGUGUGCCUGGGAUGCAUCUGCGAGGCCAUCAGCGGAUGCAACCAAACCCAUUACUGCGGCGGCGGAGUCUGCGGCCUGUUUCGCAUCACCUGGGCGUACUGGUCCGAUGGCGGCAAGCUGACCUUGGGGAACGAGAGUCCCCAGUCGGAAGAAGCUUAUGCCAACUGCGUGAACGAUCCUUACUGCGCGGCCAACACGAUCCAGAAUUACAUGACCAAGUUCGGGCAGGACUGCAAUGGAGAUAAUUCCGUCGAUUGCUACGACUUCGCGGCCAUCCACAAGCUGGGAGGAUACGGGUGCAAGGGCGAGCUGAGCUAUCAGUACCAGACUCAGCUGAACAACUGCCUCAAUUCGUUCCAGCACAUCGAUGUUCGCUCUAGCAAAUAAUCCCAUAAUCUUGCUAAAUUUAUGUUCUAAUUAAAUCUUAAUAAUUUAAUGAUUAAUAAUUUAUGGCAAUGCAUUUGAAUUCGAAUAAGAUUGCACCUUUGAGAUUGAUUGAGAUAAUAAACGACUUUCCAACAAGGGUAUAAAUAUAA
Drosophila ficusphila is the source of this 760-nucleotide messenger RNA. Its product is annotated as lysozyme. Gene Ontology annotation, molecular function: lysozyme activity. The transcript has 3 exons. The record is from RefSeq and is a predicted model, not a curated record. NCBI's taxonomy places the organism in Eukaryota, Metazoa, Arthropoda, Insecta, Diptera, Drosophilidae. The coding region runs from base 126 to 611 and encodes 161 amino acids.